CUCUUGCGAACAUGAAUUCCUCCAUUUAUAUUCUUUUCUUUGUCCACCUUUGGUGGGUUUGGUUGUUUUCUUUACCUUUGGGUGAUUGCAGAGAGAUUGUGUGUAUCCCAACUGAGCGAGACACACUUGUAACAUUGAAGAAUCAUCUGAAAGAUCCUUCAAAUGGGCUUUGGUCUUGGAAUAAUAAUGAUACUUUCCAUUUCCAACUGUUGCCACUGGCCUGGAGUCGUCUGCAACAACGUUACUGCCCAUGUUGUACAGCUUCACCUCAACACUUCAUAUUAUGCUUUCUAUUAUGAUGGCGACUAUGGAUUUGAUGAGGAAGCUUAUGAGAGAUUCCAGUUUGGUGGAGAGAUAAGUCCUUGUUUGGCUGAUUUAAAGCAUUUGAAUUUCUUUGACUUUAGCGGCAAUGAUUUUGAAGAUUGGCUAUCAAGUACGUCGAAGCAUGGGACUAUUUCUGAUGCCCUGGGAAAUUAAAUUUGACUUCUCUUGUUGAACUUUAUUUAUCAGGUAAUUAACUCGAAGGAACCAUUCCAACUUCUUUGGGAAAUUUGACUUCUCUGGUUGAACUUCAUUUAUCAAGUAAUCAACUUGAAGGAACCAUUCCAACUUCUUUGGGAAAUUUGACUUCUCUGGUUGAACGUGAUUUAUCAAGUAAUCAACUUGAAGGAACCAUUCCAACUUCUUUGGGUAAUCUCUGCAACUUAAGGGACAUUGAUUUCUCGUAUCUCAAACUCAACCAACAAGUUAAUGAUAUUUUAAAAAUUCUAGUUCCUUGUAUUUCCCAUGGACUCACAUCACUUGCAGUUCAGAGUUCACAACUUUCAGGCAAUCUAACCGAUCAAAUUGGGGCAUUUAAAACAGUUGAGAUGCUAGUUUUUUACAGCAACUCAAUUGGUGGUGCUAUUCCAAGAUCAUUUGGAAAACUUUCAACAUUAAGAUAUCUUGAUCUGUCUAUUAAUAAAUUAAGUGGAAAUCCAUUUGAAAGUCUUACAUCAUUCUCUAAAUUGUCAUAUCUUGGAGUUGAUGGCAAUAAUUUCCAAGGAGUUGUCAAGGAAGAUGAUCUUGCAAAUCUUACAAGCUUGACGUGGUUUCAUGCAUGAGGGAACGAUUCACUUUAAAAGUGGGAAGCACUUUCUCAGAUUUUGUAUUUAAACCUUUCUCAUAAUCAUAUCCAUGCCUUCCAUGGUGAGCUUGGGACAACGUUGAAGAAUGCAAUAUCUAUCCAAACUGUUGAUCUAAGCACAUAUCACUUAUGUGGUAAAUUGCCCUAUCUUUCAAGUGAUGUGUUUCAGUUAGAUCUUUCAAACAAUUCAUUCUCUGAAUCCAUGAAUGCUUUUUUAUGCAACGAUCAGGACAAGCCAAUGCAAUUAGAAUUUCUGAAUCUUGCAUCAAAUAAUUUGUUAGGAGAAAUACCUGAUUGCUGGAUGAAUUGGACAUUUCUUGUGGAUGUAAAUUUACAAAGCAACCAUUUUGUUGGGAACUUACCCCUAUCCAUGGGUUCCUUGGCAGAGCUACAGUCUUUACAAAUUCGUAACAACACACUCUCAAGAAUAUUUCCUACCAGUUUGAAGAAGAAUAAUAAAUUGAUAUCCUUGGAUCUUGGAGAAAAUAAUCUUUCAGGAACUAUUCCAAUAUGGAUCGAAGAAAAGUUCUUAAAUAUGAAAAUCCUCUGCCUUCAAUCAAACAGUUUUGCCGGUCACAUUCCAAAUGAAAUAUGUCAGAUGAGUAUUCUUCAGGUUUUAGACCAUGCACAAAACUAUCCGCCUGGCAAUAUACCUAGCUGUUUCAGUAACUUAAGUGCCAUGACACUGAUGAACCGAAGUCCAUAUCCCCUUAUCUCUUCUUAUGCAUUAAAUAUUACAGAAUACUCUUUGAGAUUAGGUAUAGUUAGUGUGCUACUAUGGCUUAAAGGAAGAGGAGAUGAGUACAAAAACAUUCUGGAUUUUAUAACAAACAUUGAUCUGUCAAGUAACAAAUUAUUAGGAGAAAUACCUAGAGAAAUCACAGAUCUAAAUGGAUCGAACUUUUUGAACUUGUCCAAAAACCUAUUGAUUGGUCAUAUUCCACAAGGCAUUGCUAAUAUGAGAUCAUUACAUUCCAUUGAUUUUUCGAGGAAUCAACUUUCUGGAGAAAUCCCUCCAACCAUUUCUAAUUUGAGCUUUUUGUGCAUGCUAGACUUGUCUUAUAAUCAUUUGAAGGGAAAAAUUCCAACAGCAACUCAAUUGCAAACCUUUGAUGCCUCCAGCUUUAUUUGCAACAAUCUAUGUGGUCCACCACUGCCCAUAAACUGCAGCUCCAAUGGGAAAACUCAUAGUUAUGAAGGAAGUGAUGGGCAUUGGUUUUUUGUGAGUAUGACAAUGGAUUUGUUGUGGGAUUCUGGAUAGUGAUUGCUCCUUUGCUGAUUUGUAGAUCAUGGUGGUAUGCCUAUUUUCAUUUCCUUGACCAUGUGUGGUUCAAACUUCAAUCUUUUUUCUCAUGUAGUAUCACUGUUUAGUGUUGCUUACAACCGAUGUUGUAUCAUUGUAUUGGCAGGUUGAUCAAUUUGUAGCAAUUCUAUCUUUUACUUUUUUCAAAUUUUAGAGCCUUAUGUAAAUUCUGUUUUGGUAUGUAAAGAAUUGCAUAUUGAGCACAAUAUUACAGAUGAAUUCUGGUUAAUUAUGUAGUCUAAAUCAACUUGUUGUACCUAAUUCUAUGAU
Glycine soja is the source of this 2699-nucleotide messenger RNA. Its product is annotated as receptor-like protein EIX1. The record is from RefSeq and is a predicted model, not a curated record. The coding region runs from base 1329 to 2387 and encodes 352 amino acids. NCBI's taxonomy places the organism in Eukaryota, Viridiplantae, Streptophyta, Magnoliopsida, Fabales, Fabaceae. Gene Ontology annotation, molecular function: protein binding. The transcript has 2 exons.